AUGCAAACAUUACAGGCUGAUAAAUGUAAAUCAGUUGUAAAAGUUCAUUAUACGCCAACAGCAUCCGCAAAGUAUUUAUCUCCAUUAGAUAAUCCACUUUGGUAUUCGUUUAAAGAAUCAAUUCGAAAUCAACAUCCAUUAACAGAAACACACCUUCCAUCACUACUAUCACAGACAUUUCAUUCAUCAUUGAGAGAAGAAAUUAGUAACGCAUACUGUAAAUGUGGUAUUACAUAUGGAGCUGAUGUGUACUAUGAUCAGCCCUCAUGA
This is a messenger RNA of Didymodactylos carnosus, 270 nucleotides long. NCBI's taxonomy places the organism in Eukaryota, Metazoa, Rotifera, Eurotatoria, Philodinida, Philodinidae. The record is from the annotation of a GenBank genome assembly.